Chenopodium quinoa (quinoa) is the source of this 3638-nucleotide messenger RNA. Its product is annotated as ABC transporter C family member 8-like. Gene Ontology annotation, cellular component: plant-type vacuole; vacuolar membrane. Lineage: Eukaryota; Viridiplantae; Streptophyta; Magnoliopsida; Caryophyllales; Amaranthaceae. Gene Ontology annotation, biological process: transmembrane transport. Gene Ontology annotation, molecular function: ATP hydrolysis activity; ATP binding; ABC-type transporter activity. The record is from RefSeq and is a predicted model, not a curated record.
AUGAACCUUAUUUUCCUGGUCUUCUUUUAUUUGGUUGUUGGGCUCGCAAUUUUUAGCAGAGAGCGCAAGCAAAGGAGCUUCAAUAGGAACUGGUUCUUUCUAGCCGUAUCAAUAUGCAGCACUCUUGUAAGUAUUGCAUAUCUCAGUAUAGGAUCAUGGGACCUUUUAUCGUGUUCUGAGCAACUAGAGAAACUAAUUUGGCAAAUUUAUCUUCUUAGGGGAGUAGUUUGGUUCUCCUUAGCUGUGUCUUUAAAUGUUCAAAGGUCUGCUUUGAUGGUGGCUAUUUUCCACAAGCAGCUAAAACUUUCUGCCGUGGCAAGAAAGAUUCACUCAACUGGUGAGAUUGUUAACUACAUAAUGGUGGAUGCUUAUCGUAUGGGUGAAAUCUCCUGGUAUUUCCAUUCAGCCUGGAGUUGUCUACUUCAGCUCCUUCUAUCACUUGGAAUCCUUAUUGGUAUCGUGGGCCUUGGAGCUCUACCAGCCUUGGUUCCUCUUGUUAUCUGUGGUAUCUUCAAUAUUCCGUUUGCCAAACGACUCCAAGAGUGCAAGGCUGAGUCCAUGGCAGCUCAGGACAAGAGGUUGAGAGCCACUUCAGAGAUCCUCUCUAGCAUGAAGAUCAUUAAGUUGCAAUCAUGGGAAGAACAUUUCCUGAAGCUCAUCUAUUCACUCCGAGAUAACGAGUUUAAAUGGCUGAGGGACGCACAACAUAAUGUUGCCAAUGGCACUGCCUUAUUUUGGCUAUCUCCCACAAUAAUAUCUUCAAUGGCCUUUUGGGGUUGCUCGAUUUUCAGGAGUGCUCCUUUAGAUGCUGUCACUAUGUUCACCAUCAUUGCAACUUUAGGAGUUAUGGGGGAGCCAGUUGUACAGUUGCCGCAGUUCUCUUCAAUAAUCCAAGCAAUGGUGUCAUUUCACAGGAUCAAUACAUUUCUGCUAGAUGAUCAAGUAUAUAUUACUGAUGCUAUUGGAAGUGGUACAAUGGUAAAUCCAGAGAACAAUGUAGAAUUACAAGAUGGAAAUUUUAGCUGGGAUCCAGAAUCUCCAACAUUAACCUUGAGAGAUUUAUCUUUAGAGGUGAGGCCAGGUGAGAAAGUUGCAAUUUGUGGGCCUGUUGGAGCUGGGAAAUCUUCACUUCUUUAUGCUUUACUUGGUGAAAUGCCCAAAAUAUCAGGCAGGGUCGAUGUGUUUGGAUCCAUAGCAUAUGUUUCUCAAAGUGCUUGGAUACAAAGUGGAACAGUUCGCGAUAAUAUAUGCUACAGUAAGCCAAUGGACAGCAGAAUAUAUGAGAAGGCCAUCAAUGCUUGUGCUCUUGGUAAAGACGUCAUGAACUUUAGCCACGGUGAUCUGACAGAAAUUGGUCAAAGAGGUAUAAAUUUGAGCGGAGGUCAGAAGCAGCGGCUUCAGUUGGCUCGAGCUGUUUAUAGUGAUGCUGAUAUUUACCUCCUUGAUGACCCUUUCAGUGCAGUUGACGCACAUACUGCAGCUGCCCUAUUUAAAACCUGUGUCAUGGGUGCUUUAAGGAACAAGACCGUAAUUCUAGUCACCCAUCAAGUGGAGUUUCUGUCACAAGUUGAUAAAGUUUUGGUUAUGAAAAGCGGUCAAAUUACACAAUAUGGAAGCUAUGAGGAUCUUUUGAUGAUUGGAACAACAUUUGAGCAGCUUGUCAAUGCACAUAAGAACGCAGUUACACAGUUAGGUCAUUCAAGUAUUGCACCAGAAAGAGAACUUCACCAGGCUACAUUUGACAGACCAGUAGUGUUUUCUGACACUUGUGACGACAAUAGUGACAUUCCUGAGAAAAGUACACCACUGCAACUAACAGAAGAGGAGGAAAAAGGAGCCGGAGAUGUAGGAUACAAGCCAUACUUGGAUUACAUAUCGGCCUCAAAGGGUCUAACUGUCCUGUUUUUAAGUGUAAUCUCACAGAUUGGUUUUGUAGCUUUCCAAGCUGCUUCAAGAUAUUGGUUAGCUUUUGCGAUUCAGAUUCCUGAACUAAGCAUGAGCACUUUAAUAGGGGUUUAUGCAGGACUUUCCUUCCUUAGUAUAAUAUUUGUACACCUCAGGUCUUUGUUCACAGUUAAGUUAGGCCUUAAAGCUUCCAGAGCUUUUUUCGAGAGUUUCAUGAAUUCAAUAUUCAGAGCUCCAAUGCUUUUCUUUGAUUCAACUCCAGUUGGACGAAUUUUGACUAGAGCAUCAUCAGAUUUUAGCAUUUUGGAUUUUGAAAUACCUUUUGGAAUUUCCUACGUGUUGUCUGUUGCAAUUGAGGUCGCAGGAAUUAUUUUGGUCAUGGCCAUGGUGACUUGGCAGGUACUCAUUGUGGGAAUUCUUACCUUGGUAGCAUCAAAUUUAAUUCAGAAUAAGUAUCUUGCUUCUGCAAGGGAGAUAAUACGUAUAAAUGGAACCACAAAGGCACCAAUCAUGAAUUAUGCAGCUGAGGCAUCUCAAGGGGUGAUAACUAUCAGGGCAUUUAAAGAGGUAGAUCAGUUUAUCAGCAAGUACCUGAAGCUUGUCGAUACUGAUGCUAAGCUAUUUUUCUACUCAAACACGGCCAUGGAGUGGUUGAUUAUAAGAAUUGAGGCUCUUCAGAAUAUGACACUCUUUACUGCUGCUUUUCUCUUUGUUAUACUUCCUAAGGGUUCUAUACCGCCAGGACUUGUAGGGCUUUCUCUUUCCUAUGCUCUAACAUUGAAGGCCACCUACGUCUUCAUGAUGCAAUGGUACUGUAACACAUCUAACUACAUCAUUUCAGUUGAAAGAAUUAAACAGUUUAUGCACAUAGAACCUGAACCUCAAACUAACAUUGAAGAUAAUAGAGCUCCAUUAUCUUGGCCCUCAGAGGGUAGGAUCGAGUUACAAGAUCUCAAGAUAAAAUACCAGCAAAGUGCUCCACUAGUUCUCAAGGGAAUCACUUGUACAUUCAAAGAGGGUACACGAGUAGGGAUUGUGGGGAGAACUGGCAGUGGGAAAACAACACUCAUAAGUGCAUUGUUCCGAUUAGUAGAGCCUCAUAACGGAAGAAUUUGUAUUGGUGGCAUAAACAUUUGCGCUAUUGGACUCAAGGAUUUACGGACUAAACUUAGUGUCAUUCCCCAAGAACCAACCCUCUUUCGAGGUAGCAUUCGAUCUAACAUGGACCCUCUAGGUUUAUACUCUGAUGCUGAAAUAUGGGAGGCACUAGAGAAGUGUCAACUUAAGAUUACAUUUACCAGCCUUCUGAAUCAGCUGGACUCAUCAGUCGGUGAUGAAGGUGAAAAUUGGAGCAUGGGGCAGCGCCAUUGUCUUGGAAGAGUCCUCUUGAGGAGAAACAAAAUUCUUGUGUUAGAUGAAGCCACAGCUUCCAUAGACUCUGCAACUGAUGCUAUCCUUCAGAAAAUUAUUAGAGAAAAAUUUUCUGAAUGCACAGUAAUAACAGUAGCUCACACUCACAGGGUUCCAACUGUAAUAGACAGUGAUAUGGUUAUGGUUCUUUCUAAUGGUGAGAUGGUGGAGUAUGAUGAACCCUCUAAACUCAUGCAAAGCAGCUCAUCGUUUUCCAACAUUGUAGCUGAAUAUUGGUCCAGCUGCAGGGGCAGCUCCUUCCAGAAAAUCGAGAAUGCCUCGCAACAACAUACCGUUUAAGAUGUUAAAUCAUCUUUUAUGUU